CGUUGAAGUUUGAUACCGGACUGACUGAUUGACAUAUACAGAAUAUUCUAUUUUUGAAACUUUAGAAGUUUGAGGUUGUUGAUUGGAAGGAGGCAAGUUUUAUUCAAUUAGGAAAUGCUGGUCUGAUAAAAUACAUUAACGAAAAGCACAUAAAAGUUGCAGUAUCAUGGGAACAGUUCAUGCUAAGAUUCCGGGCGAAACUCCACAGAAUCUAAAUGGGAUUCAAAAGGAAACGCAUAUAAAAGAACAGAGCUAUGAGACAAAUGUCAAGGACGUUGAUUUACAGCAAAUACAGGCUCGAGUCGACAAAAUAAAUAUUGACGGACUGUGCAGAACCAAGAACGAUAUUGUCGAAGAUUGCAUAAGGGAUUUAUUCAAUGCUAAAGACUUUCAACAAGUCCUUCUCAAAGCUCAUAAGGCGAGAGUAAACUUAGAUGAGUUGGGCUGCUUUAAAAAUAUUGGUGUGUACAUAGAUACUAGUAAGGGAGCGAAUGCCACAAACGAUGGCUUAGAGGUAACAUUUGAUGUAAAGGAACACAAAAGACUUACUGGGGGUAUCAGUACACAGGUUGGUAAUAAUGAAGGAUCUGUUCUUAUUGGACUGCGUACUCCGAAUAUUUUGGGCCGAGGAGAAAAAGUUCAGAUAGAAUAUAGUCGGGGCUCAAAAAGGACCAGCAAUUUUAAUUUGUCCUUUAUUAAGCCGUUCAGCGGAAAGAACAGGCCAAGUUUGCGAACUUCCAUUUUGCAAGCCCAUUCAGAAUGGCCAAACUCUGGUUACAAACAGUUAGAUAGGAGUCUACAAUUGGAUUUUGGGUUCUAUUCUGCCACUUUAUUGAAACAUAAUCUUCAAUGGGAGGGUACCAUUAGAGAUUUAUCAACCCUAUCGCGAACUACAUCUUUUGAGGUGAGAGAGCAAUCUGGAUCAGCACUAAAGUCUGCAAUUAGAUAUAUGAUGUCUGUUGAUCUUCGAGACGAUGUUAUAUUUCCCAAUACAGGUUCUCUAAUUCAAGUCACAUCAGAGUUAGCCGGACUUGGUGGUAAUAUUGGAUUUUUCAAGAAUGAGGUUUUGUUGCAAGACAACUACUCGCUGUUUGAAGACAUCGUUUUUCAAGCAAGUUUAAUGGCCGGUUAUGUAUCUGCUAUUAGUAAAGAAAAGAAAGUCACAAUUGCUGACCGUUGCUACAUUGGUGGACCAUUGUCCAUUCGUGGUUUCGAAAUGCGUGGCAUCGGGCCUCACUCUGAUUCUGAUUCUUUGGGAUCGAAUGCUUUUUGGGCUGCCGGUUUCCAUUUGUUUACUCCACUACCAUUUAGGCCUGGACAAGGAGGAUUUGGGGAAUUGUUCAGAACACAUUUAUUUCUGAAUGCUGGAAAUGUCGGAGAUCUAAGUUUGGAAAAAGCUUCCAAAGGCGACAUUGUUGAAAUAUUGAAAACGAAUGUGAGAAUAUCAUAUGGAUUGGGUAUUGCACUACGCCUUGGAAAUGUAGCUCGAUUAGAGGUAAAUUACUGUUUUCCUUAUAAAUUUGACAAAGCAGAUCAAACGCAUCCAGGAGUACAGUUUGGAAUAGGUGUGCAAUUUCUUUAGUUAAAAAACUCGUUGAAAUCAAUAGUAGCCGGUUACCUUAAUAUGUAAUGCACUUAAAAAAGGGGGGGGGGCGAUUUUGUUGCUUGAAAAUUUGUUCUAGUGUUAUUAAUUAAACUGUAAAAUAAACGCUUGGAAUGAUAU
Molecule: messenger RNA, 1723 nt
Organism: Dendroctonus ponderosae (mountain pine beetle)
Lineage: Eukaryota; Metazoa; Arthropoda; Insecta; Coleoptera; Curculionidae
Product: sorting and assembly machinery component 50 homolog
Exons: 10
Coding region: 167-1582 (471 amino acids)
Biological process (GO): protein insertion into mitochondrial outer membrane; mitochondrial respiratory chain complex assembly
Cellular component (GO): outer membrane; SAM complex
Source: RefSeq, a predicted model, not a curated record